AUGAGUACCAAAAAGUAUGCAUUAAUCACAGGGGCAUCCUCAGGUAUUGGCUAUGCUCUUGCUACAGAGCUUUCUCGCAAAGGGUACACAGUAAUUGGGUGCUCGCCUGCCUCAGUCAUUUUUGCACAAAAGCCCCUCGAAAAAGAAUACGGAUUGAUUUCAAUCCCAUUGGACAUCACUGAUCCUGAGAACAUCAAAUUGGUAGCCACGCAAGUAGAAGAAAUCACCGGGGGUAAACUACACAUUCUCUACAACAAUGCUGGAAUUUCAAUUGCUGGACCAGCAAUUGAAACUGAUGAAAAAGACCUCGACAAGAUUUUCCAAGUCAAUGUCAUUGGUCAUAUCAAUGUGACAAAAUACCUUUCCCCGCAAGUCAUCAACGCCAAAGGAACAAUAGUUUACACUUCAUCGGUGGCAGCAAGAGUUCCCUUGAGUUGGGUUAGCGUAUACAAUGCAACCAAGGCUGCCAUUGACGCUUAUGCACUAACAUUGCACGGGGAAAUGGCACCAUUCGGAGUCCGAGUACACAGCGUCAUUACCGGUGGAGUAGACACUGCAAUAUGCGACGCCAACGUAAAAACAACAUUGGGCGACUCCUACUACGAAGUACCGGGAGUAUACGACUCAAUUAGGUCAAGUGCAAUGAUGAGUCGCGAUUUGAAUAUAAGCCCCGAAAAGUAUGCAAAAGAAAUCGUUAAAGAGUUAACAAGGUGGAGAAACCCUGGCUUCAAUUUGUACCAUGGGGCAAGAGCAUAUUUCUUGCACUGGGUAAGUAGGUGGAUGCCCUUGUGGUUGGUCGAGUUUGGUGUCCAGUACCAUUUUAAACAAUGGAAAGUGUUGAGAACCUUGGCAAGGUUAGUUAGUCAAAAAAGAUACACCAAGAAAAACCAAUAA
Messenger RNA from Lodderomyces elongisporus, 894 nucleotides. It is a transcript of the gene AYR2, whose product is annotated as Ayr2p. Bases 1 to 894 code for a protein of 297 amino acids. Gene Ontology annotation, molecular function: acylglycerone-phosphate reductase (NADP+) activity; triacylglycerol lipase activity. Gene Ontology annotation, cellular component: endoplasmic reticulum; lipid droplet. The transcript has a single exon. The record is from RefSeq and is a predicted model, not a curated record. Gene Ontology annotation, biological process: phosphatidic acid biosynthetic process; triglyceride catabolic process. NCBI's taxonomy places the organism in Eukaryota, Fungi, Ascomycota, Pichiomycetes, Serinales, Debaryomycetaceae.